This is a messenger RNA of Sapajus apella (tufted capuchin), 2018 nucleotides long. It is a transcript of the gene CIAO1, whose product is annotated as cytosolic iron-sulfur assembly component 1. Gene Ontology annotation, molecular function: protein binding. Lineage: Eukaryota; Metazoa; Chordata; Mammalia; Primates; Cebidae. Bases 280 to 1299 code for a protein of 339 amino acids. Gene Ontology annotation, cellular component: cytosolic [4Fe-4S] assembly targeting complex. The transcript has 7 exons. Gene Ontology annotation, biological process: iron-sulfur cluster assembly. The record is from RefSeq and is a predicted model, not a curated record.
CUGGGCGCGCCGCCGGCUCUCCGCAGGGCCUCACGGGAUUGGUAGUUCGAGGCGUCCUGUGAUGGUUUCCCUGCGGAGGUGAAGGGAGCGACUACAACUCCCAGAGGGCCACGCGACCGCAGCCGUAGGCACCUGAGUUCCCUGGGCGACCCUGGUCCUCCGGCGGAAGCUGGAGCCUCUGGCGGCCGCUGGCAACUAGAGUGGGCGGUGCGCCGCUUGAGACCUGCUGUCUGCGCAGUUGACUCUGACCGCCCCCACCUCUCCCUGCGUCGGGCUGCCAUGAAGGACUCGCUGGUGCUGCUGGGCCGUGUCCCGGCGCACCCGGACUCCCGCUGCUGGUUCCUGGCCUGGAACCCCGCGGGGACCCUGCUGGCCUCGUGCGGCGGCGACCGGAGAAUCCGCAUCUGGGGCACCGAGGGUGACAGCUGGAUCUGCAAGUCUGUCAUUUCUGAAGGCCACCAGCGCACCGUGCGGAAGGUGGCCUGGUCCCCCUGCGGUAAUUACCUGGCCUCUGCCAGCUUUGAUGCUACCACUUGCAUUUGGAAGAAGAACCAGGAUGACUUUGAGUGUGUAACCACUCUUGAGGGCCAUGAAAAUGAGGUCAAGUCAGUGGCUUGGGCCCCAUCUGGCAACCUCCUGGCCACUUGCAGCCGAGAUAAGAGUGUUUGGGUCUGGGAAGUUGAUGAAGAGGAUGAGUAUGAAUGUGUCAGUGUUCUCAACUCCCACACACAGGAUGUCAAGCAUGUGGUUUGGCACCCAAGUCAGGAGCUCUUAGCCUCUGCCAGCUAUGAUGACACAGUGAAGCUGUACCGGGAAGAAGAGGAUGACUGGGUAUGCUGUGCCACCCUUGAGGGCCAUGAAUCCACUGUGUGGAGCUUGGCCUUUGACCCCAGUGGCCAGCGCCUGGCAUCUUGCAGUGAUGACCGUACUGUGCGCAUCUGGCGCCAGUAUCUACCAGGCAACGAACAAGGGGUGGCAUGCAGUGGCUCUGACCCCAGUUGGAAAUGUGUCUGUACUUUGUCGGGCUUCCACUCAAGGACCAUUUAUGACAUUGCUUGGUGUCAGCUGACAGGGGCCCUGGCUACAGCUUGUGGGGAUGAUGCGAUCCGUGUGUUUGAGGAGGAUCCAAAUUCAGAUCCACAGCAGCCCACCUUCUCCCUGACAGCCCACUUGCAUCAGGCCCAUUCCCAAGAUGUCAACUGUGUGGCCUGGAACCCCAAGGAGCCAGGGCUGCUGGCCUCCUGCAGUGAUGAUGGGGAGGUGGCCUUCUGGAAGUAUCAGCUGCCUGAAGGCCUCUGAGCUACCUCGAUUUUGGACAGCAUAAUGACUCCCCAGAAAAUGUCAUGAGAUUUUGCCAGCCCCUGAGAGGACCAGGAGGAGCAUCCUUGACCUUCGUUUAACCUGGCUCACUUCUAUUUAGACUUGGGUGGAAGUAUGGAGCCACAGAACUGCUCUCCUUCCCCUCCUUUGACAUGAGGCCCUCAGUAAAGAGCUACAGAACAUCUGUACAUUGUUAUACCACCAAUUUUUCUUGCAUUAGGGUACAGUGUUAAAUUUUUUGGGGGUAAAUAUACUAUUUAUAAUCACUGUGUAUAGUAGGAGGGGGUAUAUAUCUCAGGCCUUUCUGAAGUUGUAAGACUUAAAUAAUCCAUCUUCAUCCCGAGCCCUAUUUUAUAAGCAUAUUCAUAAAAGAAUUCCAUGGUGAAUCCUUGUCUGAAAUAGGUCCUGCCUCUCCAGUUUCUGGGUAAAUCUUUGCAUUUAAGACAUCCAGUCAAUAUUGAAGGAAAUUUUUUUCUGAAUGUAGGUUCGAGUGAGGGGCAUCUCUGCUUUCCCUUAGAAACCCUCAUAUACAUCCUGCACUGUUAUGCUGUGAUGGCAACAGGAUAGAAAAAAAUGGAGAAAGACAGGAACCCUAAAAGGGAGAGUUAUUACUGGCCACAGGCCCUAUAUUCUCAACAGGGAUGCAAAUUGCUUCUUCAGUAGAGAUUAAAAAAAAAAAAAGUAGUUUGUGGUCCUCC